Messenger RNA from Nicotiana attenuata, 1088 nucleotides. RefSeq lists its product as uncharacterized. The record is from RefSeq and is a predicted model, not a curated record. Bases 156 to 878 code for a protein of 240 amino acids. The transcript is spliced from 9 exons. Lineage: Eukaryota; Viridiplantae; Streptophyta; Magnoliopsida; Solanales; Solanaceae.
GAAAGACUUAAAGUAUGAUCAACAAGAAGCAACUUGUUUCCAUUAUUAUGACACAAACUCAGUGGACGUGGAGCAAUGAGCUUCUCACAUUUUGUUUCCUUUAUCCAUUGUUCCUCAUUUGCAAAAGCUGGUAGACGAAGACACAGUGGAGGAAGAUGGGAGUAUCAUUGGCAAUUGCAUUAAAAAGUCUCUUCGCCGUGUUGGGAUGUUUGGCCUCAGCCGUUGUAAUCUAUACUGUCGUCACUGAUGGCCUCCCUUUCCGCUUAGAACUCCUCACACCGUGGAUGGCAGCAACCUUGAUAGAUUUCUACAUCAACAUUUUUGCAAUAGGGUCCUGGGUUGCCUACAAGGAAUCCAACUGGAUUACUGCACUACUUUGGGCGGUCUUGCUGUUCUGUUUAGGAAGCAUUACUACAUGCGGCUACAUUGUCUUGCAGUUCCUGAAUCUUUCAACUCAAGAAUCUAUACAGGAUCCAAUUUACUUUGUUCUAUUACGACGCCAGCAAAAGACUGAAACAGAACAAAGGAGGAAGUGUUCUCUUUUAACUGCAAGAAUUCUAUCUCUUGUUUUGGGCUGUCUGAUGCUAGGGACACUGAUUUACACCAUUGUAAUUGAUGGUUCUCCAUUUCGCAGAGAUGUUUUCACUCCGUGGCUAUCAGCAACACUAGUUGAUUUCUAUGUCAAUAUUGCGGCUCUCUCGGUCUGGAUUGCAUAUAAGGAAUCAAGUUGGCUAAGUGCAGCUUUCUGGAUAAUACUAUUAAUUUGUUUUGGCGGCAUCAGCACAUGCGCCUAUAUUGCUCUACAGCUUUUCAGUCUCUCAUCUCAAGAUCCCAUCUACCUUAUUCUUUUCAGCAGCAGCAACAGUUGUUCUUACUAGGGCAGAAAACGGGUAUGAAGGAAUCAACUGAGUACGAAGCUUUAUGGCUAAUUUGGUUUGAUUUGAUAGUGGAACUCUUGAGCCAUUCUUAUUUUUUUAACGAAUACGUUAACAUACUAGAUUUGUAAUAUACAUAUGUUUGUGUAAACGAACCAGAAUAUUUUCUGUAAUAAUUUAUUUUACUGUCUUUUGCGGACUAAUAUUUUGUUA